AUGACACCUUUACAGACAACGACGACAUCGGUUCGACGGUGUUCCGUCUUGACUGCCACUCUACUGCUGUUGGUAGCGGUAGCCGCCAGUUUGCCAUCCGGCGCCAGGUCAUCCGCCAUACGUCCUGCGUCGUCCGCUGCAUCGACUGAUGCUGCCGCUUCCCCGUUAGUACCGAGCAGUUGGCAAGGCGCUUCAGCCGUCCACGCUGACGUACCAGCUGAGGCCGCUGGAAGGGCCGUGGUCAGGAAAAAAAGGACGUUGCUCAAACUCAAGCCGCUCAUCGUGUUGCCGGUCAAAGUCGCAUUGGGCACCGGCGCCAAGCUGGUAGCCGGGGCCAAGUUCGGAGCCAAAGCUGUCGGAUUGGGCUCAAAGGCAUUGGGCGUCAGUCUCGUUGGAUUGAAAGCCGUCCAUAAGGUGGCGAAAGUGACGGUGAAGGCAGCCACCGCUUUGGGCGUAAAGGCGGUGCUGCUUAACUUUUUAUUCCAGAAAAUCAAUCAGGUGAUCGACUUUAAGACCCGCUUGCUGAGCAACCUUGACCAACGUAACCGACAGCAGAAUGCACAAUUCCUGUCACCAGUGUUGCCCCAAUCAUCUUCGUCUUCGAAAUCGGGAUCGAUCGGAAACAAGGACAACGCCACAUUCAACGUCGUCGGUGCUGCAGCUUUUGUCCCCGCACCGGACUUCGUGGCUGCCCCUGAUGCCCCGGGUUUCGUCACGAAUGCGCCAUCAACAGCACCAGCAUUCGUACCCGGAUCAGACCUGAUCGCUUCGCCACCACCACCAUCACAACCGGACUUUGACGGACCACCAUCGGACUUUGUUGGAACUCCAACAAAUUUUGAUAGCGCUUCAUCAAACUUUGGCGGGGGGCCUUCUGGAUUUCCCGCCUUCCAGCCGAGCUUUGCCUCCGAACCGUCGGGCUUUGCCGCGACAAACGACGAUGGAUCACCAUCGUCAGAGACGUCGUUCUAA
Macrosiphum euphorbiae (potato aphid) is the source of this 972-nucleotide messenger RNA. Lineage: Eukaryota; Metazoa; Arthropoda; Insecta; Hemiptera; Aphididae. The record is from the annotation of a GenBank genome assembly.